Messenger RNA from Fusarium sp. VM40, 1215 nucleotides. NCBI's taxonomy places the organism in Eukaryota, Fungi, Ascomycota, Sordariomycetes, Hypocreales, Nectriaceae. The record is from the annotation of a GenBank genome assembly.
AUGGCUUCGACAUUGGCAGCACAACCAUCAUUUCCGGCCACAGCUUCACCACGACAAAGGCCAUUCUUACUUUCCGAUCUCAUCUGCCAAAAGCAUCCGUCUACUGCAGCAGCUACCAUGGACACAAUGUAUGGCGUUAUUGAGAGAGGUAACAAGAUCGAUCUUCGUAGUGUCCACAAAAACAUGUGGAAGUUCUACAUCGAAGACGUUAACGAAGUUGUUGGUUUUGUUCGAGAUGAUAUCCAGAAACAGAUGAACUGGGGGCCCAGAUUUUUUCACAUACAGGACAAAGACGCUGGCGGCGAAUACGAUAUGCGGGAGAUUACUCUUAUGACCAGUAUUCCCCGUUUCGAAGGGGGCAAAUAUCCUGCUGCAGAAGCUUGCCAAAACGCUUUCAUGCAGCUCUUCUCAGACAACCGCACGCGAUUUCCCUGCAUGGACCGGUGGCUCAGUAAGGAUGAUUCGGUACGGGAAUUUGCUCCGAUACACCUAUCAGAUCCCGGAAGGGGUUUCUCGAUUCCUUUACCGGUGCGGGGACUCUUGGGGGUUGUCACAGUGGGUGUUCACCUCAACGUCUACAGAGUCAAGCAAGAAGGUGGCAAGGAAGUCAUCGAUUGUAUCUGGGUCUCGCAUCGUGCCACGGGCCCUGAUUUCAGCUACCCUGGCAUGUUGGAUCAAAUUGUUGCUGGCGGCGUGGAUUGCAGAGAUGAAAUCGGCGGGCGUCUGGCACCUUGCAAAACACUGAUACGUGAAGCUAGGGAGGAGGCAGGUUUUACCAUCAACCUGGAGAAUCGACAAGUAUUCUGCAGCGACGACGUCGGGAAUACCACCCUUCUCGGAAUCGUGGAGAGGGUUUCCGAGGUUACCUUCUACGACUGCAAGGACAGCAGCGCAGGGGAUCUUAACAAGAAUCACCUGGAGCCUGGCCUACGAAUCGUCUACGACCUCAAGAUUAUUGAACCAAGUUUUGAUCCACAAGGAAAGGAGCCCGGUAUUGAGAGGUUUGAGGCCAUGGAUGUGCCUCAAGUGAUAGAAAGUCUGAAGGCUGAUCGGUGGAAGCCAAAUUGCGGAUUGGUGAUGCUAGACUUUAUGGUGCGCCAUGGACUCAUCACCAAAGCCAACGACAGCCGUUUCAACGACAUCAAGAGAGACUUGCAUCGACUACUUCCAUUCCAAUUUAUAACGGAGUACAAGAACAUUAUCAAAGGUUGGUAG